Messenger RNA from Brachypodium distachyon (stiff brome), 3271 nucleotides. RefSeq names its product alpha-xylosidase 1. Bases 235 to 3054 code for a protein of 939 amino acids. Gene Ontology annotation, biological process: carbohydrate metabolic process. Gene Ontology annotation, molecular function: carbohydrate binding; hydrolase activity, hydrolyzing O-glycosyl compounds. The record is from RefSeq and is a predicted model, not a curated record. NCBI's taxonomy places the organism in Eukaryota, Viridiplantae, Streptophyta, Magnoliopsida, Poales, Poaceae. The transcript has 3 exons.
CUGCAUGCUGUACAAUGGCACUCAAUGCAUGCAGGACCGAGUACUGACACUGUUCACACCCCCUCAUUACUCUCAUCACUCAUCAUAAUUCAUAACGUCUCUCUCUCACUCUCAUCUUCCACACUCGCUCGUGACACUGCUGCGAGCAGAGCCUCUGCUAAACGAGUGAGCCAGCCAGUGAAGUCAAAAAAAAAAGGCAGUGAAGUGUGAGUGAGAGAAACCAGAAGAAGAAAAAUGCUCGUCACUCGUUUCUCUCCCCAUCUCUUCCCAUGGCGCCUCCUUCUCCUGUUCUUGACCUUGGUGGGCAGCAGCAAUGGCGCCGUCGCUGCUCCUGCAAAGGCACAUCCGCCACGACCCAAGGCUGCUGCCGGGUUCGGGUACAAGCUGGUGUCCCUGGUCGAGCUCCCCAAUGGCGGAGGCCUCGUCGGCUCCCUGCAGCUUAAGCAACCCAGCUCCACCUAUGGCCCUGACAUCGCUCGCCUCAGGCUCUUCGUCAAGCACGAGACCCAGGACAGAGUAAGGGUGCAGAUAACGGACGCAGAGAAGCAGAGGUGGGAGGUCCCCUACGACCUUCUCCCACGCGAGCCAGCGCCGCCCCUAACGAAGCUCCCCGGCGGCGCCCCCUUCACCACCGGCGAGUACUCCGGACAGUCUCUGUCCUUCACCUACGGCCGCGACCCGUUCCACUUCGCGGUGCACAGGAAAUCCACGGGCCAGACUCUCUUCAACACCAGCCAUGGCGGCCCGCUGGUCUUCAAGGACCAGUACCUGGAGCUCACCACGCGGCUGCCCAAGGACGCCGCCCUGUACGGGCUGGGCGAGAACACGCAGCCGGGCGGCAUCAAGCUCCGCCCCAACGACCCUUACACGAUCUUCACCACGGACGCCUCCGCCAUUAAUCUCAACACUGAUCUCUAUGGCUCCCACCCGGUGUACGUCGACCUCAGGAACAUCGGCGGCCAUGGCGUCGCCCAUGCCGUGCUGCUGCUGAACAGCAAUGCCAUGGAUGUCUUCUAUAGAGGGGAUUCGCUGACGUAUAAGGUCAUUGGGGGUCUCCUUGAUUUCUACUUCUUCGCCGGGCCGACGCCGCUCGCUGUAGUUGAUCAGUACACGGCCAUGAUCGGCCGCCCUGCGCCCAUGCCGUAUUGGGCAUUUGGUUUCCAUCAAUGCAGGUGGGGAUACCAGAAUCUUUCGGUAGUCGAGGCGGUCGUGGAGGGCUACCGGAAUGCGCAGAUACCCCUUGACGUGAUCUGGAACGAUGAUGACCAUAUGGAUGCCGCGAAGGACUUCACACUGGACCCUGUCAAUUAUCCUCGCCCGAAGCUGCUAGCGUUCCUCGACAAGAUCCAUGCACAGGGAAUGAAGUACAUCGUCCUCAUAGACCCCGGCAUCGCCGUGAACAGCUCAUACGGCGUGUACCAGCGUGGCAUGGAACGCGACAUCUUCAUCAAGCUAGACGGUCAGCCAUACCUUGCCCAGGUCUGGCCAGGCCCCGUCUACUUCCCGGACUUCCUCAACCCGAACGGCGCGUCAUGGUGGAUCGACGAGGUCCGGAGGUUCCAUGAGCUUGUCCCAGUGGACGGGCUCUGGAUCGACAUGAACGAAGUCUCCAACUUCUGCACCGGCAAGUGCACCAUCCCGACGACGCACAAGUGCCCGGUGCCGAACUCCAAGGAGCCAUGGCUGUGCUGCCUGGACUGCAAGAACCUCACCAACACCAGAUGGGACGAUCCACCGUACAAGAUCAAUGCCUCCGGGAAGUCGGCCCCCCUCGGCUACAACACCAUCGCCACCAGCGCCACGCACUACAACGGCAUCCUGGAGUACAACGCGCACAGCCUGUACGGCUUCUCGCAGGCCAUUGCCACCCACAAGGGGCUUCAAGGUCUCCAGGGCAAGAGGCCCUUCAUCCUGACACGCUCCACCUUCGUCGGGUCCGGCGCCUACGCCGCGCACUGGACCGGUGACAACAAGGGCACCUGGGAGAACCUCCGGUACUCCAUCUCCACCAUCCUCAACUUCGGCAUCUUCGGCAUGCCGAUGGUCGGCGCGGACAUCUGCGGGUUCUACCCUGCGGAUCCCAACCUUCUGGAGGAGCUCUGCAGCCGGUGGAUCGAGCUCGGGGCCUUCUACCCGUUCUCCAGGGACCAUGCCAACUUCGCGUCGCCGAGGCAGGAGCUCUACAUUUGGGGCUCAGUGGCCAAGUCGGCCCGGAACGCGCUCGGCAUGCGCUACAGGAUGCUGCCGUACCUCUACACGCUCAACUACCACGCGCACCAGAGCGGCGCUCCCGUGGCUCGGCCGCUCUUCUUUGCAUUCCCGGACUUCGUGCCAGGCUACGGCGUCAGCACGCAGUUCUUGCUUGGGGACAGCGUUAUGGUGUCCCCUGUCCUGGAGCAGGGCGCGACCUCCGUGAGCGCCGUGUUCCCGCCUGGGACAUGGUACAACCUGUUCGACACGAGGAAAGUAAUCGUGUCCGGCAACAAUGGCGACGCCGUGAAGCUGGACGCGCCGUUGAACGAAAUCAACGUGCACGUGCACGAGGGCACGGUCCUGCCGCUGCAGCGCGGCGGCAGCAUCUCCAGGGACGCCAGGGCGACGCCGUUCACGCUGGUGAUCGCGUUCCCGUUCGGCGCCGCGGAUGCCGACGCCGAGGGCGCCGUGUACGUGGACGACGACGAGCGGCCGGCCAUGGUGCUCGCGGAAGGAGAAGCGACCUACGUGCGGUUCCACGCGAGCGUGAGGGGCGGCAAGGAGGUGACUGUGCGGUCUGAGGUUUCGAUGGGGAGUUAUAGCUUGAAGAAGGGGCUCGUUGUUGAGAAGCUCUCGGUGCUCGGGCUCGAGGGCUCCGGGAGAGAUCUUGCUGUCCGGGUUGAUGGCACUGAGGAAGCCGAUGCUACCGCCAUUGCCGUGGCGAGUGCUCACUUCGUUGGCGCGGACGAGAAGCUGCAGGAGGUGGGGAAGAAGAGGAGCGUGAUGGUGGAGGUGGGCGGGCUGGCAUUGCCGCUGGGCAAGAGUUUCACCAUGACCUGGAACAUGCACAUCCAAGCGUAGGAUCGGAGGCCAAUCGGCCAAAGCUUUCUCCCUGUGCUUUCGUUCUUCGGUAUCUAAUUUAGAGUCUUAGCUAGUUCGUGCCAUGAUGCUGCUGAUUGGCAUUUGGUUGGGUCGUUUCUGUAACACGUACUACCAAUCUCUGAACUCUGAUUCGAUUCGAUCAUUGAGGAAGCAUUGCAGGGAAUAAAACUGCAUUUUUAUGGUGUGCUGAACUUUA